AACUAUAAAAAGCAUGGCUUUGUGGCUAUUUCAGAGCAGACGGACCUUCACCUUCAGCUCCAAAAUCCAAAUAUUUCAACCAUGUUUGCCCUGUUGUUCAUGCUGUUUACCACCAUCACCGCACUACUAAUUCCAACCCUCUCUUCACAACCACCACCACCACAACCCUCCCUUACUCCGCCUCCACCAUUGAUAGCGCCAGCAUUUGAGUUUCCUCCAAGUCCCCCUUUCAUUCCAUCACUACUAGAUGACAACAUAUGGCCUCCACCAAGUCAAACACAACCAGUAUCCGUGCGGUUCGUGUUGGGUUGUAUCUUGCCUCUAAUAAUAUUAAUUAGCUUAAUCGUAGUGGCGAUUUACAUUCGUCGACAAAAAGGGCCAAAAGGGGACCAAGGGGAUCCAGGGAAGCCAGGGCUGAAAGGGGAGAAAGGGGAGAAAGGGCCAAAAGGGUACAAAGGGGAUCCAGGGUCACCAGGGCCGCUAGGGCUACCAGGGCCACUAGGGCCGCCAGGGCUACCAGGGCCACCAGGGCCGCCAGGGCUGCCAGGGCCAUCAGGGCCACAAGGGCUACCAGGGCCACCAGGGCUGCCAGCCUACCAGUGCUACCCGGGCCGCCAGGGAUGCCAGUGCCGCCAGGGAUGCCAGUGCCGCCAAGGAUGCCAGUGCCGCCAGGGAUGCCAGUGCCAUGUUAGGUUACCUUCUCGUGAAGUUACUCACAAAAAAUGUCUCUAAAGCACAAAACUUUUCGCAAGUUAGCUUUACUCAUGAAACAGCCCCGAGACAGUCGCGAAAGUUUCUAUCUGAAUUUUGUGUUUUCACUAUUUUUCCUUAACCCAUUUUCACGAGAAGAGCUUAGUCGCGAGCUUCUCGUAAAAAUGCCUCUAAAGUAUGGUUUGAAUUUUUUCUAAAUGUUUUCAAAUGUAU
Messenger RNA from Quercus lobata, 924 nucleotides. RefSeq names its product collagen alpha-2(IX) chain-like. Gene Ontology annotation, biological process: extracellular matrix organization. The coding region runs from base 82 to 732 and encodes 216 amino acids. Gene Ontology annotation, molecular function: extracellular matrix structural constituent conferring tensile strength. The transcript has 2 exons. Lineage: Eukaryota; Viridiplantae; Streptophyta; Magnoliopsida; Fagales; Fagaceae. The record is from RefSeq and is a predicted model, not a curated record.